AUGAGGAACCAGAAAGAUACCGGUGGUUAUUUAUAUGAGGGACCACAAGGACAGGUGUCUAUGAGGAACCAGAAAGAUACCGGUGGUUAUCUAUAUGAUGGACCACAAGGACAGGUGCCUAUGAGGAACCAGAAAGAUACUGGUGGUUAUCUAUAUGAAGGACCACAAGGACAGGAGUCUAUGAGGAACCAGAAAGCUACUGGUGGUUAUCUAUAUGAAGGACCACAAGGACAGGAGUCUAUGAGGAACCAGAGAGAUACUGGUGGUUAUUUAUAUGAAGGACCACAAGGACAGGUGCCUAUGAGGGACCAGAAAGAUACCGGUGGUUAUCUAUAUGAGGGACCACAAGGACAGGUGUCUAUGAGGACUAAGAAAGAUACCGGUGGUUAUCUAUAUGAGGGACCACAAGGACAGGUGUCUAUGAGAAACCAGAAAGAUACUGGUGGUUAUCUAUAUGAGGGACCACAAGGACAGGUGCCUAUGAGGAACCAGAAAGAUACCGGUGGUUAUCUAUAUGAAGGACCACAAGGACAGGUGUCUAUGAGGAACCAGAGAGAUACUGGUGGUUAUCUAUAUGAAGGACCACAAGGACAGGUGUCUAUAAGGAACCAGAAAGAUACCGGUGGUUAUCUUUAUGAAGGACCACAAGGACAGGUGUCUAUGAGAAACCAGAAAGAUACUGGUGGUUAUCUAUAUGAGGGACCACAAGGACAGGUGCCUAUGAGGAACCAGAAAGAUACCGGUGGUUAUCUUUAUGAGGGACCACAGGGACAGGUGUCUAUGAGGAACCAGAAAGAUACCGGUGGUUAUCUAUAUGAGGGACCAAAAGAACAGGUGUUCAUGACAGACCAUGUCAGUUAA
Molecule: messenger RNA, 861 nt
Organism: Mizuhopecten yessoensis (Yesso scallop)
Lineage: Eukaryota; Metazoa; Mollusca; Bivalvia; Pectinida; Pectinidae
Product: translation initiation factor IF-2-like
Exons: 1
Coding region: 1-861 (286 amino acids)
Source: RefSeq, a predicted model, not a curated record